AUGACGACCAGAUGCCAACUGUUCAGUGAUGUCUCAGUGAUCGCAAGGGUGAAAACUGGCAGCGAUCACCGAGCGGUUAGAGGCUCACUGAACAUAAACGUUAAGUUGAAGAAAUCUCGUCUAAUGAAGUCAACAACGCUCUGUCACUCUCGUGAGCUAACCCAAGGUCCCGAAAACUUUCAGCUCGAAUUACAAAACCGUUUUCAGUGCCUAGAAGACUGCAAUAAAGUGGACGAUAUGAAUAACAAGCUCGUGGAAACUGUCCAUGCGGUCGGAGCUAAGUUCUGCAAGACCCGCCGCAGAAGAAAACAAAAACUCUCCGAUCACACUCUUAAUCUUAUGGAUGUUAGACGGGAGAUGAAGCUGCAGUCGUCAGCAGAUUUGACAGCAUACAAGCAACUGAACAUACAGAUCUCAAAUGUAUGCGGCAGGAUUUAUGCAACUUCAAUACAGCUUGUAUUGAAGAAGCGAUUAAGUGGAACCAGAGCUCCAAAGUUGUCAGAGAUCUGUCUGCAGGAAAAGCCAGCUGUCAAAGCUGAAGACUGA
Molecule: messenger RNA, 546 nt
Organism: Parnassius apollo (apollo)
Lineage: Eukaryota; Metazoa; Arthropoda; Insecta; Lepidoptera; Papilionidae
Source: the annotation of a GenBank genome assembly